Wallemia ichthyophaga EXF-994 is the source of this 2478-nucleotide messenger RNA. Its product is annotated as Ribosome biosis protein tsr1-like protein. The record is from RefSeq and is a predicted model, not a curated record. Gene Ontology annotation, molecular function: GTPase activity; GTP binding; U3 snoRNA binding. Gene Ontology annotation, biological process: ribosome biogenesis; maturation of SSU-rRNA from tricistronic rRNA transcript (SSU-rRNA, 5.8S rRNA, LSU-rRNA); endonucleolytic cleavage of tricistronic rRNA transcript (SSU-rRNA, 5.8S rRNA, LSU-rRNA). Bases 1 to 2478 code for a protein of 825 amino acids. Gene Ontology annotation, cellular component: nucleus; preribosome, small subunit precursor. NCBI's taxonomy places the organism in Eukaryota, Fungi, Basidiomycota, Wallemiomycetes, Wallemiales, Wallemiaceae. The transcript has 3 exons.
AUGAGCACAUCUGCACACAGUCACAGGCCAACGCUUAAGCAAUCGAAUAAGAAAUUCAAGUCAAAGAAUUCUACAAAGAGGUCAACUAAGAAUGUCAAUAAGGGCAGAAUAGAUUCAAAGCAAUCUUCUUCAAAAACUUCAUCCUCUAAUAAUCAAUUGAACAAGCAACAGCGUAGAAAUCACGCUAAACAAAUUCAAUCUAAUAAGAGAGAAUCAGUUUUACAAGGAAAGCGUUUAUUUGAAGGCAGAUUCGCUGCACCUAGAAUAAUACUCGUUUUAUCACUUACAGAGGAUGUAAAUGGUUUAAACGUUGUAAAAUCGUUAUUAGAAUCUGUUGGUGAAAAUGAUUCUGCUUUGGAAUAUCAGGGUUUUGGCAUUUUUAGAUGUAAAGUUGAACGAUUCAAUCAGCAAUUUCAAUUCAUAAUCCCUCAAUUCCCUUCAAAUAAUCAAACUUUCAUGUCCAUUCUAGAUUCAGCAAAGAUUGCCGAUUACAUUUUACCCAUUUUAUCUGCUACAAAUGAGGUCGGUGAAUGGGGUGAAACUACUCUUAGGUGUAUUCAAGCUCAAUCUUGUUCCGAAACUUUUGGUAUUAUUCAAGGUUUAUCUAAUGUUGACAAGAAACAAGAUACAGGAAUUAGACACUCUUUACACUCCUUCUUGAGCUACUUCUUCCCAAAUGUCUCAAAAUUAGCUUCAGCAGAUCAACUCAACGAACUCUCAAACACUAUUAGAUCUAUAGCUACAGGUACUCCUAAAUCACCAAGUUGGAGAGACUACAGGUCUUACAUGCUCACUGAACAAGCAGAGUGGGAUGGCACCCUACUCAAGCUCACAGGCGUUGUUAGAGGAGAACACCUCAACUCUAACAGGUUAAUCCAUAUUCCAAACUCUGGUGAUUAUCAAAUUGAAAAGAUCACAAACUCUCCUCAUCCUAGCCAGCUCAACCACAAACCAAAUGGUAACUCCAUGUCAGUGGACCAAGUAGACACAGGUUUGCUUGCCAAACCAGACCAAGAAGAGCAGGAUGAUCUCGUGUCUGAGAACGAAGCUGAUACAAUGGGCAAUGAACAGACCUGGCCAACAGAGGAAGAGAUGGCCGAAGGAGAGCGUCUUCAAGCGCAAGCUGAAGCAGAAGAGGAAGCUUCUAGAUCUAAAAAGGUUCCAAAAGGUACAUCAUCUUAUCAAGCAGCUUGGAUAGUAGACGACAAUGAUGACGAUCUCAGUGACGAUCAAGAUGAAGACAGCGAGGAAGAGGAGGAAGGUGAAGCCGAGAUGGCAGAAGAUGACAAACCAGUACACGACGAUGCUGAUGAGGAUGAUGAGGAUGAUGAAGAGAUCGAGAUGGACACCCGUGACCAAGAAUUCCAAGAUUUCGACGACGCCGAAGAAGAAAAACAGUACAAAGAAUACCUCAACCAAGAGAAAGAAGAUGCAGAGUUCCCUGAUGAGAUAGACACCCCAUUAGACGUAUCAGCGCGUGAACGUUUUGCAAGAUAUCGCGGUCUCAAAUCUUUCAGAACUUCGCCUUGGGAUCCUUACGAGAACUUGCCUAUUGAGAUGAGCAAAGUGUUCGAAUUCGAAAACUACGACCAGAUGUCGAAGCGUGUGAUCAAGAGGGCCAAGCUAGGUGUGGAUGAAGAUGAGCAAUCAGUCUCAGUUGCUCCUGGUAAGAGGGUGACACUACACAUCAAGAAUGUCAAUCGAGAUCUCGAAUCCACACAAUCGCCAGAUCUGCCUCUUGUCAUAUUCAGUCUCCUGCCCCACGAGAAGAAAAAGUCAUUGGUAAAUAUGACAAUUACGCGCAACUCUGAGUACAGUGGUAUAGUCAAAUCUAAGGAGACACUCACGGCUAUUAUUGGUCCUAGGAAGAUCCAAAUCCAGCCGAUAUAUUCACAGAACACACCGAAGGGUGUGAAUAACGUGCACAAGUUCGAAAGAUACCUUAGACACGGCGAUGCGAGUGUAGCUACCAUCUUUGGUCCAGUCACUUGGGGCAAGGUACCUAUCGUAUAUUUGCGUGAGAGAGAGGAUGGCAAACCACCUUAUCUCGUUGGUAGUGGUACAUUCAAGGACGCAGAUCCUACACGUAUCAUUGCUAAGAGGAUUAUCUUGUCGGGACAUCCAUUCAAGGUGCACAAGAAGACUGUCACUGUUCGUUAUCUUUUCUUCAAUCCAGAUGAUAUUGCUUACUUUAAACCGAUUGAAUUACGUACCAAAUAUGGCAGAGUGGGUCAUAUAAAGGAGAGUCUCGGAACGCAUGGAUACUUCAAGGCGCACUUUGACGGCCCUGUCACACAAAUGGACACGGUUCUUCUGUACUUGUACAAGAGAUCGUUCCCUAAGUUCUCAACCCAGCGUAUUGAAGGACGUCAGCAUAUAAGCAGCGACGAUCCACUUCCAGAGAAAGAAAAAGGCGAUGAGAAUAUAGAACAUACAGUCAAUACGGGUAGUGACAGACAACACUUUAUGGAAAUAUAG